Molecule: messenger RNA, 796 nt
Organism: Myzus persicae (green peach aphid)
Lineage: Eukaryota; Metazoa; Arthropoda; Insecta; Hemiptera; Aphididae
Exons: 7
Coding region: 87-590 (167 amino acids)
Molecular function (GO): odorant binding
Source: RefSeq, a predicted model, not a curated record
AGAAUGCUUAUUAUUUUUCCAUUGAUCAGUAAUUUCAUUUGCAUACGAUACGUUGUUCGUGCGAAAUAAAAUAUUUCAAUACAAAUAUGUUUACCAAAAUUCUGUUGAUUUGUCUCUUGUCGGCUAUUUCGGUGAUAACUGUAAGUGCCGAAAAAAAAUAUAACAACCAAAGUGAACUCAUAGAUGACAUGUUAGAUAACGUGUUUACGUGUAUGCAAGAACUGGACGUGAAUCCUGACGUUUGCGGUGAACUUUUGAUGAAGGACAAAGAUCACAAUGAUAAGAAAUACGAUAGCUGCAAGUGCCUCGGACCAUGCGUGGCGAAGAAAAUGGGAACGAUGAACACGGAUACUGGCAAGUGGAACUGGGCCAGAUUUAAAGUGUUAUCGGAAUUGAUGGAAAACGAAAUGCUCAGGAACGAGUCGACCAUAAUGCAAACUCACUGCGUAGAUGAAGUAAAUACUCAUUGCACAGCCGGUUACGUGUUCAUGAAAUGCAUCUUGAAGAAUUCCCCUAUGGCUCAAGAUAUGGCCAAAAAUUAUUUGUCCACGAAAGAAAACACGGCAAACGAAGAAGAAGCCGCGAAUUAACAAUACGAUAUACCUAAUAAUAUACAUUAUUAAAAAACUGUACAAUACACGAUACUAACAAUUGAUUUAUGUAGGUACGCAAACAGUGUAAUGCACUCACCACAUGCGUUGUUGCUACGUUUUUAUUAAAAAGUACAGCAAAAACAUAAAUAAAUACUUUAGCACGAAAUCGAAUAACUAAUAUUGCUUUAUAUACACAUUUAAAA